UUGAGAGCAGAAAGAUCCUCAGGAUAUCAUUAGCCAAAGGAAAAUCUCCGCAUUCCCACCCAGUCCAGGAGUCGAAAUCGUAUCACAGGGCAAGAGCCUUUCUCUCCAGCUACAGGCUUCAUUUCCCAAGGAGCAAGAGGGACCUGGGAGAGCCAGACUGGGGCAACGGAGCCAGCCAGCAUCCAGCCAGAACCCUGGAGGAGGGGUUCCCCAUCGUGCCGGCAUCCCGCCAGGAAACAGCCGGCUGAGUUCCAACCACCGAGCGAGCGCAGGAGCUCAGAGCGAGGGCGCAUCCUGGGCUGCUGGCUGCGGGGUUCGCUACCCAGGCUCUGCGCCGCAGCCACAUGAAGCCAGCUGGGGAGGGGGGUCAGGGUGCAGCAAGGCGACUGGGACUGAGGCUGACGCCGUCGCAGGGAGGCAGUGACUCCUAAGGGGACCCCCCUCCUCUUCCUUGCGCCUGGGCGAAAAGUCUUCUCCAGGGGUCCCCGGUCAUCCUGAAUAUCCAGGAUGGUGUUCCUGAAGCUUCUCUGGAUGGGUUUUCUGUGCCACCUGUGUCAGGGCUAUUUCGACGGUCCUCUCUACCCAGAGAUGUCCAAUGGGACCCUGCAUCACUACUUUGUGCCGGACGGGGACUACGAGGAGAACGACGACCCCGAGAAAUGCCAGCUGCUCUUCAGGGUGAGUGACCACCGGCGUUGCUCCCAGGGGGAGGGGAGCCCGGCCAGCACUCUGCUAAGCCUCACCCUGCGGGAGGAAUUCACCGUGCUGGGCCGCCAGGUGGAGGACGCGGGGCGCGUGCUGGAGGGCAUCAGUAAGAGCAUCUCCUACGACCUUGACGGGGAGGAGAGCUAUGGCAAGUACCUGCGGCGGGAGUCCCACCAGAUCGGGGAUGCCUACUCCAAUUCGGACAAGUCCCUCACUGAGCUGGAAAGCAAGUUCAAGCAGGGCCAGGAGCAGGACAGCCGGCAAGAGAGCAGGCUCAACGAGGACUUCUUGGGGAUGCUGGUCCACACCAGGUCCCUGCUGAAGGAAACGCUGGACAUCUCCGUGGGGCUCAGGGACAAAUAUGAGCUGCUGGCCCUCACCAUCAGGAGCCAUGGGACCCGACUAGGUCGGCUGAAGAACGAUUAUCUUAAAGUGAAGAUGUCUGCGGUGCCUCUGUGGGGAUGUGUUUAAGUUAAAGGAGCCACAUUUAAGAAGCCUAACCUUUGUGGUGGUCAUGAACUCCUGUGAUAUGCCGAUUUGCCAUGUCUCUGGUUGUGUGAGUGUGUUAUCAGCGCUGCAGUCCAUUACAAAGAAGUAGGUAGAUCGUCUUGACACACCUCCAAAAGCCUGUGAUUUAGGUUACCAGUGUAUUCUUUCUCAUUUGGGGGUUUUGCUUCUGUUUGCUUAUUGAAAACUUGUACUUUGAGUAGAGGGAAUUCUAAUUCUCAUAACUCCCUAACUAAGUUUUAUUAUUCAGCCAAUAAAUAUGUUCUUAUAUAA
This is a messenger RNA of Cervus elaphus (red deer), 1485 nucleotides long. It is a transcript of the gene FIBIN, whose product is annotated as fin bud initiation factor homolog. The record is from RefSeq and is a predicted model, not a curated record. The transcript is spliced from 2 exons. Bases 508 to 1176 code for a protein of 222 amino acids. Lineage: Eukaryota; Metazoa; Chordata; Mammalia; Artiodactyla; Cervidae.